AUGGCUGCUGCACCUAAUCCUAUCUUUGCCCCUGGACAUCAAUUUGUUUGUACCUUCGGCCUUCACCCUGUGGAAGCCACAGUUUUGAGAAUUGUAGAGAAAGACGGAAUUAUUUGUUACAAUGUUCGCUUUGGGACAAAUCCCAGAAAACAAGUAGUAGAGGAUCAAAUCCUACGAUUUGAUAGUCAAAGAAUUUUGAACAUGACUUGGGCAGAAUUAAAAGAAAUGAGAAGACAAGCCGCAGUGCCAGUUGAGGAGGAAAGGCCAAGAUUCGCAAUCGGCGAAAACUGUUUUUGCAUGCACGAUGGAACACGAUAUCGUGCAAAAAUUGUUGGCGUGCAAGAAGUGGAAGGACGGCGCCACGUUAUGGUUCAUUAUGUUGGAUAUAACCGCCGUCAUGACGAAAAGAUUCCAGAGGAUUCACCUCGAUUGAUGAGUGCUUAA
Molecule: messenger RNA, 444 nt
Organism: Caenorhabditis remanei
Lineage: Eukaryota; Metazoa; Nematoda; Chromadorea; Rhabditida; Rhabditidae
Exons: 2
Coding region: 1-444 (147 amino acids)
Source: RefSeq, a predicted model, not a curated record